Toxorhynchites rutilus septentrionalis is the source of this 4540-nucleotide messenger RNA. Its product is annotated as tyrosine-protein kinase receptor torso-like. The transcript has 17 exons. Gene Ontology annotation, biological process: cell surface receptor protein tyrosine kinase signaling pathway; protein phosphorylation; multicellular organism development. Bases 1034 to 4207 code for a protein of 1057 amino acids. Lineage: Eukaryota; Metazoa; Arthropoda; Insecta; Diptera; Culicidae. Gene Ontology annotation, molecular function: transmembrane receptor protein tyrosine kinase activity; protein binding; ATP binding. The record is from RefSeq and is a predicted model, not a curated record. Gene Ontology annotation, cellular component: signaling receptor complex.
AUUUCUGGUACUAACGCCAGGAAGGAACAAAACCAAAAUCAAAACUUCAGCAGAAGUUGAUUCCAGUAUUGCGCCUUCUAAUUUUGAUUUAUAUUUGUGCGGUCGUUUUACGCUAAGUUGUGUAUCGACAUUCGAGAGAACCCAAUCGAAUCAGUGUCGAGCGCGAAAGUGAAGUGAUCGGUUCGGUGGCGGUUUGGAAAAAAAACGCUUAAGGCGGUUCGCUCUGGGUGGUUUUAAAUACCAACUUUGGUAUUGAUUAACGCGGAAAAAGUGUAUUGUGCGGGAUCAACUAUCAAAAUAAAUCCAUUUGAGUGGUAUUACAUUUACAGUGGCAAACAAUACCUAUCGUAGACAAUGGGCCGUACGAGCCCUUCUUCAAGCACAAAAGUAGUUGUUCGCCACAAAAACAGAAUUUCAAAUUUUGAAUUAAUCGUCUCUAAAUAAAUAUUCACAACACAUAGGCAUAAUUUAAAGGUGGAUCAAUAAACGUGUAUAUGUCGAUAGAUACGGUUCAAUAGAUUCGAAAACCAAAUGUGAUGAGUGUGUCCUGCCAUUGUAAGAACAAUUCGGUUUUCUGUGUCUCAAUUUGUUUAAAUCACAGAAUAUUACAAACAACCAAAUCUAAAACGAAUGUCGGAUAGUAGUCUUCGGCUGGGAGAACUGUGUAAUGUGAAUGGGUUCAGUGCAUUGUGGAAUUGAGAAUCAAUUGACCUUUGGUGGUAGAUCAAACGUGUGGAUUUCGUUAGCAAGUAUUGGAGCUAAAUAAAUACUAUCGCUAAUAAUUGUAGACAUUCGUGGAAUGUGAGCUAUAAAAGAUGCCAUCCUAGAAGGAAGAUUGCCUGAUUCUCGGAAAUACACCUACUAACAUAUGCAGCUUGUGAUGCGUAAAACUGCACGAUGCAAUCCAACAGAAAAUGAUUCCAAGUUCGUCACGUGUGCUACAUUAAUGCUACACUAAUCCUGGCGAAUAUAUUUGUGCGGAUAAAAUAAUUGAAUCGUACCGGAAAUAAGUACAGAUACGUGCUUCAUCACCAUGCAAGUUAUAAUUUUAAAGUAUGUGCAAGUGCUGUGUAUCACGGUGUUUUUUUCAAACAACAUCAACUGUGACAAGCUGUUGCUCCACAACGAACAGGAGGAUCAGCAUCUUUACAGAAUUGGUUCCUGUGCAGCUGAAUGUUUAGCAGAUGAAGAUAAAUCGAAGUCUCUAGAGUCAUGCUACAAGCUUUGCUCGGCUAACGGAUUGAAUCAAGCAUUGCUACUCAGACAGAAUGUCGAACUUCCCUACAGCAUCGAACUGAUUUGUCGUGAUAGCUCGAGUUUGGUAAUCAACAUACAUAACCCUCACUUGGACAAACAUGAUAAGAACACACCGGCGGUGAAUGGAACAGAACAAACGAAUAGAAAAUUAUUUCAUGGAACCGCAACAUAUGAAUCUGGUGCAAAUAAUCAAACCAGCAUGUCAAGAACACGAAGAAGUAUAGCUGACAGUAUUUCUCCAAAAGGAAAUUAUAAAAAUAAUAUCACUAAUCUUGGGAACCCUAAUAACAACGGAGUAACGCUUACCGAUCACGAUAAUAAUAAAGGAAGAAAAUCGGCAAAAUCCGCCAAUCACAUCUAUCUGGUUAAGGUGCAGGAAAGCGGAAAUGAACUAGGAGAUAGAAUUGUAUAUAUGAGCAAUACAUCGAUUGUGAAAAUCGAAAAUCUCAGCCCAAAUAAACUCUAUAACCUUACCGCAACCGUGCUCAGCUCAAAUCGAGAAUAUAUUUACGUAGACAAGAAUCAGCAAUUCAAAACGCUUCCGCAAGAUUACACACCUGGGGAAAUAACAGAGGUAGAAGUUGGAAAUUAUUCUACGAACCAGAAAAACGUCGCUCUGUUGGACGCCCUUGUUUCAUGGAAACCUGCAGCGGACAAGACCUGUCAUUAUGAGAUUUUAUGUUACUCCAGUAGUUAUCCGGAUUUCCAUCUAGAACCCAUCAAUGUUCAACAGCCACAAGAGUUAUAUCGAUACACCAUUAGUUCGCUCAGUUUGGACUCGGAAUAUGUUAUUGGUGUUCGCGCGAAGAAUUCCAAAAAUCCAUAUCGCGAAAGCAAACUGCAUUGGCACACAUUUGAGACUCCAAGUUGCAAUGAUUUUCACAACAGCAGCAAAAUGUGUGCACCUGAAAUGAUUGCGAACUUACGUGUAAGUUUUGUCCAUCUUUCGGAACGUAAUUAUCGCUUCAACAUCAGCUGGGACACACCACGCUUCGCACCGGAUUCUUACACAGUGAAUAUGUACGACCUGAAUCCUGCAGCAGAAAAUAGAUCAGCCAACUCGCUAUCAAGAAAUGUGAGCGGGAACGCAACAAGCUUAGUAAUAGAAUCUUUUCCAGUAUAUGGAGUUCAGUACGAAGUGCAAGUUGCCGCCCAUGCUAAUAAUAGAACAGUCUUUUAUCAUGAACAUGGAACUCCGUACAAAUCUGUUAACAUUGCUCGCGCUACAACAGACCACUGGAACGGAGGAAGACUAGCGGUCAUUAUUCUAUCACCAAUCCUAAUAAUUGGUGUGAUGAGAAUCCUCAUAUCACUCAUAUGUAGACGUAAAAAUAAAAUCGAAAGAUACGAACAACGAUUCGAUUACUUCAAGGAUCUGGAGCAAAAAUCACCGAUGGACCCGGGCAAUGGUUUUGAAAUCAAAGUGAAAAACAUCCAGGAAAUUCUUGAGCCUAUUGCACUUCCAAUCGACCUCCACAUCGCCCCAAUUAAUGACGAAAUGGAAAUCAGUCUCGACCAAGUAAAGCUACUGAAUGUUUUAGGCGAAGGUGCCUUUGGCGUGGUGCGUAAAGCGUUACUUGUGCGACCACCUGGAGUAUAUACCAAGGUAGCCGUGAAAAUGUUGAAAGAAAGCCCAAGUCUUGAUGAUAUAAGGGAAUUUCGGCGGGAGAUAGAGGUUAUGAAGUCUGUUGGGCCGCAUCCCUACGUAGUCUGCAUCUUAGGACACUACACUAAGAAUGUAUACGAGAUGAUGCUUAUCACGGAAUACUGCAGCGAGGGAAAUCUAUUGAACUAUUUGAGAUGCGAAUGGAACAAAUUGCAACGGAAGAAAAACCAAACCACAAAAAUGUCAAAGCAACACUCUUCGCCAAUGUCUGAUGGAACGGAUGCGCGAAAGGCUCCAUUAGUUCUGGAAAGCAACAAAAAACCCGAAAAUGUUUUCAAUUUUGACACAUCCUCUUUAAACGAUAAGAAACUUUUAACAUAUAAAAAUAUUUCAGAACAUGACACUGCAGAGAAGCUAUCCACAGAACCUCUCAAUAUUAUCGAAAAUGAACUAUAUUCACUAAUGGACAAAGAAAGCAGUUGUUUUGAACCGGGGGCUGAAAAAGUCACCGCACUUCCAGGGGAAAACGGUAAUGUUUGUACCAAUGCAUGUAAAUGUAAAGUAGACAUCCUGGAGCAUACCCAAAUGGAGAAGAAUGAAUGUAGCAUCAAAAUAAACGGCUGUGAAUGUAGCGAAAAAAAGAUAGUCCUAGAAAGACCCAAUGCAGUGGAGAAUAUAUGUUAUCACAGUGAGCAAGUCAUAGAAAAUAUAAUCUCCAGCGAACAACUCAUAGAAUUCGCUAGACAAAUAGCUGUUGGAAUGGAAUUCCUUGCGCACAAUAAAGUCGUUCAUCGAGAUUUAGCGGCUAGAAACGUGUUAGUUUGUGCAAACAGGACAGUUAGAAUAUCUGAUUUUGGGUUAAGCAGAGACGUUUAUCAAGAAAAUUUGUACCGUAAAUCCGGGAGAGGAAAGUUGCCCAUCAAAUGGCUCGCAUUGGAAUCAUUAACACACCAAAUAUAUACAUCUCAAAGUGAUGUGUGGUCAUACGGUAUCUUACUGUACGAGAUAUGUACCUUGGGCGGAAAUCCUUACCCACUGCUGUCCACCGGUGAAUUGAUAGCUGAACUCAAAAAACACUAUCGCAUGGAAAAGCCUUCGGGUUGUAGCGAGGAGCUGUAUGGACUGAUGUUAUCCUGCUGGAAUGCCCUACCGAUCGAAAGGCCAAACUUUUCGAGUAUCCAGAGAAGACUUGAAGAACUCGCAAAGUUAAGUUCAGAACGGAAUGAGCCUGUAAUUAACUUGGAUGCCAGUAUCAUGUCAGAAAGCACCAAAGUGAUUUUUUUUCUCUUUUCCAUGCAGUGCAGAGAACGCAACGAAGGCGAAUUUAUACUUAAAACCGGUUGAGUAUUAGGGAGACAGGGCGCCAUGAUUCACCUUUGCAAUAGAAAUUAAAGUAACUCUUAACUGUAUGUUUGAAUGGAACAUAUAUCGUCGUUCAACAGACUAAUUGUAUAGAAUAUUUGUCAUCAUAAACCAACGGAAUAAAAAUCCAUCUUUUUCUUCCUGGAUUCACCAAUAAAAUGUUCUCUUUUUUCACAUACUUGGGUACUUACAAACUAAGUUUUUCAAAUGAAACGUUCCAAAUGGACUGCAUACUGCCGCUACUGGAAGCCAAUGUACCUUCAUUUGUGCUUCGAUAGAGUCGUAUUUCUGAUCAAGCCGAUGAGGUAUGAAACA